AUGGGUCUCUCUGAUAGUAAACCACAAAUGUCAGAUCCAAUGAUGAUGGAUCAUCAACCAUACCCAGAUCUUAAUUUAAUUCUUAGAGGUGUUCCAAAAAUGAUUCAAGUUGCUGAUGAUAUGCAUAGAAUGACAAAUUAUAUUAAAGAUUUAAGGGAUAUGUUAAUAAUUUCUGUUUUUAUAUCAUUUAUUGGUGUAUUAAUUUUUUUAAUUUGUAAACUUGCUACUAGUAGAAAAAGAAGACGAAAUAGAAAAAGAACUAUGGUACAACAAUAUGAACAAUCUUCACUUGGUCGACGGUACAUACCAUAUGAACCUCAAUCAUGGGAAAGGAUUCAUAAAUUUGGUGAUCAUGAAAAAAAUCAGGUAACACGUUCUGGUACACCACAAGAUUUUGGACAUACAUCAAAUAAUCAACAUAAUAAUAAUAUAUUAUCAUCAACAACUACAACAAGUACAAAUUGUACAGAGAAAAGUCAGAUGCCCUUAAUGGGUAAUCAUCAACACGUCACCAAUGUGCCUCUCCUAAAAAAAUGUGAGCCGGUAAAUUUGUUGUAUGAUAAAUUAAGGCAUAUCGAUUCAUCAUCUGAUUCUAAUAAAAGCUUUAUUUGUUUUGAUGUUCGAAGAGCUGUCUUAGAUAAAUAA
Molecule: messenger RNA, 645 nt
Organism: Strongyloides ratti
Lineage: Eukaryota; Metazoa; Nematoda; Chromadorea; Rhabditida; Strongyloididae
Exons: 6
Coding region: 1-645 (214 amino acids)
Source: RefSeq, a predicted model, not a curated record